AUGGCUGACGAAGAAGUAAGUAGAUACUAUUAUAUUUGCGAUUGAUUGGAGCAUGAGUUGAAAAUUUUUUUUCUAAUGGACUUCGGUCCCAUGACAAGAAAUUUGAAGGUGAAUUCAAUUAAUUUGGUAAUUUGUUGAUCACAGAAGACCGUAGAGUAAACUAGAGGUCGUCUACAAUAAGAGGGUAAGUACUAACUAGUAAUUAGCACACUUUUGAGACCGCUGACGCUGGUGCUGCUUUAACCUUCCCAAUUCAAUGUUCCGCUUUAAGAAAGAACGGACAUGUUGUUAUUAA
Debaryomyces tyrocola is the source of this 295-nucleotide messenger RNA. NCBI's taxonomy places the organism in Eukaryota, Fungi, Ascomycota, Pichiomycetes, Serinales, Debaryomycetaceae. The record is from the annotation of a GenBank genome assembly.